Messenger RNA from Colletotrichum gloeosporioides, 984 nucleotides. Its product is annotated as L-pipecolate oxidase. Bases 1 to 984 code for a protein of 327 amino acids. The transcript is spliced from 3 exons. NCBI's taxonomy places the organism in Eukaryota, Fungi, Ascomycota, Sordariomycetes, Glomerellales, Glomerellaceae. Gene Ontology annotation, molecular function: flavin adenine dinucleotide binding; proline dehydrogenase activity; L-pipecolate oxidase activity. The record is from RefSeq and is a predicted model, not a curated record.
AUGGACAAGGAUAGCAAAGUCGUGAUCAUCGGCGCCGGUGUAUUUGGUUUGUCAACGGCUGUACAACUUGCCAUUGAGGGAUUCAAGAAUGUUGCGGUGGUUGACAGACAUCUGCCACCUGUUCCAGACGGAUCGAGCUGCGACAUCUCUCGCGUCAUACGGUUUGAUUACGCCGAUGAAGACUAUUUGAACGUUUCAUACGAGGCCUACCUCAAAUGGAGCAAAGAUCCAAAGUUCAAAGGCAUCUUUCAUCCCGCGUCCUACAUACUGACGGGUAGCAUCGGAGGAGAUCAAUCUUGGAUCGACAGGACGACCAGGCAACUGAGCAACAAGGGCUUGGCCUGGACCAAACUUGGUGAUGCUGCAGCCGCGAAGAGAGAAUUUCCAAUUCUUUCCGGUAAGCUUGCUGAGCCAGGGUUCAAAGGCUACUACAACGACGCAGCAGGAUGGGCAGACGCCACAAAGGCAAUCAUCCAGCUUCGAGAUGAGUGUCUUGAACUAGGCGUUUCAUUCAUUUCGGGCCCAGCUGGAACCGUGGUUGGUUUUCAUACGGACUCAGACAACAAGAUUCGAUCAGUCCAGACACUCGGAGGCAUGUCAAUCCCAGGCGAUCACUUUGUCCUGGCCGCGGGCGCUUGGUCGUCUAACCUAGUUCCAAUGUAUAACUCAACACUGGCGACAGCGCAGAUGGCGGUGCACGGAUGGGGCUACACUCGUACUCCUAGCAAGGGGGAAGCGUUGAUCGAGACAAACAUCUCUACGCCCCGCGUGUAUCCAAGUCGCGAACGCCCCAACUUCUGUCCUUCCGAGGGAGAAGAAAGGCUGCGAAACGGCCUUCGCGAGAUAUUGCCGGAACUUGCCGAUCGCCCUUUCGAAAAAGUGACCAUGUGCUGGUACACCGACACCCCAUCAGGAGACUUCAUCAUGGACUAUCACCCUGAUUACCAAAAUCUGUUUGUGGGAGGAGCAGUAAGCGGACAGUAA